UCUUGUUUCAGAGAUUACAUGUGAAUAUCCACAUGACCAGCAUGUGUCUAGAUCAUCCAUCAGUGGGGAAAGUAAAUUGGGAGAACAACAAUCUUACAGUUGUGAGGAGGGAUAUCGUGAAACGGCAGAAAAGGCCACAUGUACAAGAGACGGAUGGACACCUAACCCACUCUGUAUUGAGAUUACAUGUGAAUAUCCACAUGACCAGCAUGUGUCUAGAUCAUCCAUCAGGGGGAAAAGUAAAUUGGGAGAACAACAAUCUUACAGUUGUGAGGAGGGAUAUCGUGAAACGGCAGAAAAGGCCACAUGUACAAGAGACGGAUGGACACCUAACCCACUCUGUAUUGAGAUUACAUGUGAAUAUCCACAUGACCAGCAUGUGUCUAGAUCAUCCAUCAGUGGGAAAAACAAAUUGGGACAAAAACAUUAUUACAGUUGUGAGGAGGGAUAUCGUGAAAUGGCAGAAAAGGCCACAUGUACAAGAGACGGAUGGACACCUAACCCACUCUGUACUGAAAUAACCUGUGAGCUGAAGUCAAUCACACCUGAAGUAAAAAACUUCAAGCCACAGAAAAAAAAAUUCAAAGCUGGAGAAAGUGUGGAGAUCACCUGCUCUGAAAAAGCAUGGGUUUUUACAAAAGAAACCAGCAAAACAUUUAUGUGCCAAGAUAACGGGGAGUGGGACCAUGAGCCUGUUUGUCAAGAGAUUACAUGUGAAUAUCCACAUGACCAGCAUGUGUCUAGAUCAUCCAUCAGUGGGGAAAGUAAAUUGGGAGAAAAACAAUCUUACAGUUGUGAGGAGGGAUAUCGUGAAACGGCAGAAAAGGCCACAUGUACAAGAGACGGAUGGACACCUAACCCACUCUGUACUGGUCAGGACUCAAGGACAUGUGGAAGACCACCACAUGUAAACAAUUCAGAUAUAACAGACAUGGUAAAAAAGGAAUACAACACAGGGGAGAAAGUUGAAUACAAGUGUUUUAAUAAAUACAUAUUGGAUAUGCGUCACCCCUUCUCCAAUUACAUGACCUGUGAGCAAGGCAAAUGGAGUGGAAAUAUUAAGUGUUUAAAGCCCUGUACAGUGACUAAGGAGAUAAUGGAUGAAAGAGGUAUAGAGUUGGCCUAUGCUGAUGACCAAAAGAUGUUCGCACCACACAAUAAUCACAUCACCUUUAAGUGUCAGAGUGGCAAAGUUUUAAAAAGCAAUGCUGCCUAAGACAACAGUGCAAUGAUGGAGAGAUGACUUUGCCUAAGUGUGAGUAACAUUGGGAAUAGCAUCAAAAACAAAAAGAGCAAAUAAAAAUAAAAUGUUUUCCCAAUUCAA
Molecule: messenger RNA, 1324 nt
Organism: Labeo rohita (rohu)
Lineage: Eukaryota; Metazoa; Chordata; Actinopteri; Cypriniformes; Cyprinidae
Product: complement factor H-related protein 4
Exons: 7
Coding region: 458-1216 (252 amino acids)
Source: RefSeq, a predicted model, not a curated record